This is a messenger RNA of Peniophora sp. CBMAI 1063, 3477 nucleotides long. NCBI's taxonomy places the organism in Eukaryota, Fungi, Basidiomycota, Agaricomycetes, Russulales, Peniophoraceae. The record is from the annotation of a GenBank genome assembly.
AUGGAUGCACCUCUCGAGUACCGCACGAUAGAGCUGGCUGCCUUUCCUGAUCUUCCUGAUGCAGACUUAUGGUCAAACAAUGUACUGCGCGCAUACGAUCUGAUCCACAAGUCGUACAGCCUCGCAGUAAGGCUUCUCCGCCAAGACGAUUGCUCUGCUCUACAACUCCGCAUGCUUUCAUAUCGCCUACGUGAGGAUACCUUCAUGUUGAUGGCUUCUCUGUCAGAGGAGGUCGGCGAUGAGGAAUGGACGCAACACUGCGUCGAACUCUUGGGAGGGGCUAUAGUCCAGCUGCGGUUGGCUGGUGAACAAAAGCGCGCUUCUGAAGGGUCAGAGAAUGUGACACGCGUUGACCCGGUUAAGCUUGUACGGAAGCCAACGCGCGGCCGCCCCAGGAUGGAAAUUGACUUGAACUUCCUACGCGAGGCCAAUGCACCCAACCGGAAGAUCACUCAUCAGCGCGUUGUUGCAGCUCUGAAGUUGAGCACGUCAACAUAUCUGCGGAGAAGAAGAGAGGCAGGCAUCGCACCACGUUACUCGACGAUCACAGACGACGAUCUUGAUACCAUGGUCCGUUUGUACAAACUCUCCAAGCCAAAUUCGGGGCGCAGCUUCACUGAUGCGUACUUGCGCCGGCAUGGCCAUCGCGUACAGAAGCGCCGGCUGCGCAGAUCACUUCAACGUGUAGAUGGACUUGGGCAAGUACUGCGUCGGCAGUCUACAAUCAAGCGUGGUGGCUACAGCGUGCCGGGUCCCAAUCACCUUUGGCACGGCGACGGGCAUCAUAAACUCAUUCGGUGGGGCAUAGUGAUCCAUGGCUUCAUUGAUGGCUAUACACGCACCGUGACCGGCUUACGUGCCAGCAAUAACAACUCAGCACCUGUUGUCUUGGGAGUAUUCUUAGAUGCUGUGCGAGAGUAUGGACUACCAUCCCGUGUCAGGGGUGAUCGAGGGGGCGAAAACCGGGACGUAGCUAUCGCUAUGAUCAAGGCUCGCGGUACAAAUCGUGGCAGUUUCUUAUGGGGAACAUCAACACGCAACGUCCGUAUUGAACGCUUGUGGGGUGACGUUGGCGGGCAGUUCGUUCGGGCUUGGCGUGCAUUCUUCUUGCGCCUCGAGCAUCUUCAUGGGCUUGAUGCCAAGAACACCGCACAUCUCUGGCUCCUGCAGCAGCUCUUCCUCGAGGACAUUGAUGCGGAUUGCGCGCAGUUCAAACGCGACUGGAAUGACCAUCCGGUCUCAACAGAGAAGAACCAAACACCCAAUGAUCUCUGGUUUACAGCAUCCAUGGAGCAGGGUGUCUAUGAUGGCAAGCCUGCUCAUACCAACCUACGCGGAGACCCCCUGACAACCGCGAACGUAAAUGAACAUGAGCUUCAGACUGAAUAUGGUGCCGAGGAGCCGCUUCCUGACGGUCAGGUCUCUCCAUCACAGACAUCAUACUCUGUUCUUUCAGAUGAUGAUCCGGAGAGUAUUCUGUCAGACAGUGACAUGCUGUCUGAGGGUGCAUGGGAUGAUGUUGGCUCGGACAUAGCUACAGAGGUUGGUGCGGAGGGGUGGAAUGAUCGUCGGGCUCACGAUAUUGCACGGGACAUGCGAGGAAACAUCCGGCACAGUCCCAUCCGAGUCCCACGACAUGCAAACCCAUUCAUUGGCGAUCUUGCACGCGAAGAGCGCUUUUGGGCCAAGGUUAAUGCAUUGAACGCUGCAGAGGUCGUACCUGAAGGUCACAACUUGCAUGAUGAAGAGUUUGAGGAGGAGGUUUACCCAUCUGCACAGGAGAUUCCGCUAGACCGGACCCAGAAUCAACGGACUAGCAGUUCCCACGUACUUUCUCUGCUUGACGGCAUCGACUCUCAGCUUGACGCGAUCUCGCAGCCUCCAUCUCAUGCCUCCGCAACCCGGGAAGCAAUCGAAGGACUCCAUUCCGGUCCGGGCUAUACGCAACGCAAGGCGUCCACGUCCUCAGGUGUUCCAAAGCGUCCACGAGCGUCCUCUCCAUCAACGCGGCCAAGCACCAAACGCCCCCGACCGUUCCCGACAUCUCCUUCAUCUGGACCAUCAAAGCGCUCUCGUGGAUCGUCCUCUGGAAAGCCCGGGAGUGACAGCGUGCGCAAGCCCUCAGCAGGUGGCAAAGAGGCGACACAGUUCAAGUCCCGUAGUAGUAGCCGUCGAGGUCGUCCGGCAGAUGAAGACAAUCUCUCGGGCGUCAGCACUAUAUAUUUCAUUCUAAUGCCUAUAGGAGAUGGUGGUCAGCGUGAUAGUCUGCCGGACGACCUGCGCAAGGCUCCGACAAAGACCCAGAUCAUGCAGGCCGUAAGCACUAAACUCGCUGUACGCAAUGCCACCUUCCCAGUGGCUACCUUCUCCGUGUUGGACAACUAUGACGACGUCAACCAUACUCUCCGACUUGCCAAUCCAACGCUCUUCUCGUACAUCGACCUCUUCUAUCACAGCCUGACGGAAAUCCGCCUUGCUUUCAAGGACAAUACUACUAUCUCCAUACUACCGUCUGAACUAGGGCUACGUGGUGCUGAGGUUCUGGAGCAACGGCACGGAACUGGAACUUGGAAAAACAAGACAAGCUAUUUUGUCAUACAAGGCGACUUCAGCGCCGAGCACUUCAUCGCAUGGCAAAACCUCAAGUGUCCUCAGAACCGUGACCGCGAUGACUGGGAAUCCUACGCACCAUGGUCCACUACGGCCUCCGCUUCCGAUGAAGAGGACACUAUGCCCCCUGAUGAGCAAUGGAGACAAAGCCUAGGGUUCCUUGACAAGGGCAAGGGAAAGUCUGCUCUUGAUGAUCUCGACAGUGACGCCGACGCCGAUGCAAGUGAUACAGACACCAUUCCAGACGUGCCGACAAACCCACCUCUCUUCCUUCCUCCACCAUCAUCUGGCUUUCGCGCAUCAACCCCGGCGGCUCAGUCUCAUGGACAGCGUCAAUUGCGGCGCCACGUCGACGAGGCUACCAGUAGCUUAGCGUCCAUUGGUCUCGGGGAACAUGAACCUGGCUCCUCACUUGACAUGCCAACGCCUGAUGAUCCUGGCACUUUCACUAUGCAGCCUGAUGUACAUAUGGAUGAGUGGCAGUACAACGACUCUCAAUGGGAUGUCCCUAGCGCUUUCUUCCACGAUCCAGACAUGCCAUAUUCUUCUACUCUGCUCACGACCACUUCUUCUGUUCCAUCCAUCACUGUGCCAUCCGCCUCGAUAGCCGUACCUUCCACGUCGACUACAAUUUCUACAGCUAUCUCCAACGCAUCUACUUCUACGUCUACGCCUCCCACGCCAACAACGCCUCCUAAUUCAUCCCUCACUACUCCGACCACAGUCCAUACAGCCGAGUUCAUCGAUGUUGACGCCUUACCAGACCCACCUAGUAGUACCGCCCUCCAUACUACCCUUGCUCACUCUCAGCGUCGCACACAGGUGGCGUUGGCUAUACUGAAGCCCCCCAACCAAAGCCCCUGGUAA